UUCAUUUUAGAAAAAACAACAAAAGUUGCGUUUUUAAAAUCUGUGUUCAUUAAUAAUGAAAAUGAGAGAAAUCUGGAGCAGUGGAGGUCUUCAGCCUGUGCUAACUGCAAGAGUGAUGGAGGGUUGCAUGAUGUGUCCUUUAUGUCUCCUUUUCUUUUUACAUGUCAACAGUGCAUGUGGGUGUACGAAAAGCAGGACAGCGCACGUGUGGGUGGAGGUGCAUGCAUGCCCUCACUGGCCAUGUGUGGUAAUGUGUGUACUUUUGGUCACACAGUGUCUUUUUUUGUGUGUGCUGUACAGUGAUAUUGUCCCAACGGUGUCACGUGCGUUAGAAUAUGCUGGCUGCUUUUGUUGUCCCCCUGGCUGUUCUGCUUUUCUGGCACUUUCAUACAAUGGUGCACUUGAACACGGUGAUGCUAUUAAGCCUUUCAAACUAUUACAGCUUGAGUUCCAGCUCUCAGGAAAGACUAGCAUUCUAGAUGUAGAUUACAUGGCACGGAAUAAAUCGCUAAGGAACAACAGCAAGGACUGAGUACCACAUCCAAACAUAGGUGACAACUAAUGCUGCACAGACGUGAGUUAAAGGACUGCAUUAUUGAGGGUUUUGUAGUUAUAAAAGCAGUUAGGUGUUGCUAAAUCUUGUGGUAAACUAGCAGAAAGGCAUUAUAUAGCCAAACGUACAUGUAGUCUGACCAUGUGUACUAACUUUUGGACAUUUUUUUGGGGCACACUUCAAAGGUAGUGGUACAAAAUUGUCGAGAAAGUACAUUUGUAGUCGAAGGAAAAAGGAUACGGGAUCAGUUAACAUAGCAGCACCACUGGACACUUCUUUGUGGCUCCUAUAUUUUACUCUGCUUGCUUUUAAAAGGAACAGUUUGAUAGUGUCAACAAAGUGAUACUAUCACUUGCCUGCAGUACAAAUACCCUCAUCAACUGGUCAAAUGUACUUUUUUUUAAAAACAAUCUUCUUUCUAGGAAAUGUCUCAGCAAGCAGACGCCUCUCAGUGCAGCGAGGUUGUGGUUGAGUUGGAGUCUGAUGCCAGAGAGUCAAGAGUUAAAAAAGCAAGGAGCAUACCAGGUUCAGCUCUUGUCUACCUCAAAGGUCCCAAGUUUCUCAUCUAUGUCAGUGGAGCCUUGUCAAUGUGGGUAAGAAACCUUUCCUUUCAUAACCUGUUCAAAGAACAAAAGAUUAGAGAGCAAAAAUGAAAGGUGGUUGGGUUAUGUAAGCAUUCUGAUCCAGUCUUGUAAUUACAGACGUCAUGAUAUGUUUUUUUCUGUCUUGUUUUCCGUAGGGUGACCGCAUGUGGCACUUCGCAAUCUCUGUUUUCCUCAUUGAGCUGUAUGGCCAUAACCUACUCCUGACUGCUGUGUUUGGACUGGUGGUGGCAGGGUCAGUGCUCCUGUUUGGGGCCUUGAUUGGAGAUUGGGUUGACCGUAACCCUAGAAAUAAAGUUGCCCAUGCAUCUCUUUUCAUCCAGAACACCUCAGUGACUGUUUGUAGCAUUGUGCUUAUGUUGGUGUUCUCAUACAAGCAAAGGAUUGAACAAAUCUGGGAUGGAUGGCUUACUGUAAGUAGACACUUCAUUGAUGUCCUGUCAAUUAUUAGUAAAUACUGUCAAAACACAGUAAAAUAGUGAUCUAUUCAGACUAUGCUAACCACAAUCCUUACUGGGAGGAGUCACUCUGUUGUUCUCUUGUCUUUCUUGUGUCACUGCUGUUUGUCCUUUGAGCUGGUGGCUGCUUUAUGCUGUCAUAGUAACAUGUUGCAUCGCAAAACUCACACAAGGUGGUUUGUUAUACGGUGGUGAUCAUCCUGGCAGAUGUGGCAAACCUUGCAAGUACAGCGCUGACCAUUGCCAUACAGAGGGACUGGAUUGUAGUUAUCACAGGCUACAACAGAGGUCACCUUGCUGGUGAGGGCGUUUACCAUUUUAUAUUCUUUGAAUAUUUUGAUCUUGCGUUUCAACAUGACGCAGGAUGAAUGCUUUAAGAAAAUGUUUUCUUUACGUUGUGCUGUGGUUGAAAAUUUCACGGGAGAACACGGUUUAACCGAUGUGUGUUUCAUCCAAACAAAAGGAAUGAAUGCAACCAUGAGGAGGAUAGAUCAGGUGACGAACAUCCUGGCCCCACUGGCAGUGGGACAGGUAAUGACCCUGGCCUCAAACGUGGUGGGCUGUGGCUUCAUCCUGGGGUGGAACCUUUUAUCUCUGAUUGUAGAGUUCUUCUUCUUGUCGCGGGUGUACCGCAUUGUUCCUGCUUUGUCUGUCAAACCACCCACAGAUGAGGAUGAUCAGGUGUGCUUCAAGAAGAAGAUAAGGAGAGGAAAUCGAGGACAAGGCCUUGUUGGACAACCUCAGGCUCUGACAGAGGGCAACUGCAACUUAAGCGUGCAUUCAAAAGACAUCACAAAAGUGCCUCUGUGUUUCCGAAGGUUUCGUUGGUUGGUGAGCACAUGUAAAGAUGGCUGGAUGGCCUAUUAUCACCAGCCUGUUUUCCUGGCAGGAAUGGGCCUGGCUUUCCUCUACACCACAGUCUUGGGUUUCGACUGUAUCACCACCGGCUAUGCCUACACACAGGGCAUCAGCGGCUCUCUUCUGAGUCUGCUGAUGGGCGUGUCAGCUGUCGCAGGGUUAAUGGGCACCAUAAUGUUCACCAGACUCAGGAAGACCUAUGGCCUCAUUAACACAGGCAUCAUUUCCAGUUGCCUCCAUCUGGGUUGCCUGCUCUUUUGUGUGUGUUCUGUGUUUGCUCCUGGAAGCCCUGUGGAUCUCAGUUUACUGAUGCCCUACUUUACCUACAACUCAUCUGCUGAACCUGGAGGGAUGGCAAGUCAAAGCCAAAAACACACUUACCCUUUGACAGGGGGCAACAAUCAACCACUGCUCCCCGAUCGCUCCUCCAUCCACUGGACCAACAAUACAGUACUUUUUGAUAAUGUGCCACCCGGAACAGCACCAGAAUCGUACAUCUCUAUUAUUCUACUGUUCCUCGGAGUCAUCACAGCACGCAUUGGUCUGUGGUCCUUUGACCUCACCGUGACCCAGCUUCUUCAGGAGACCAUCUGUGAGUCAGAAAGAGGCGUGGUGAAUGGAGUUCAGAGCUCCAUGAAUUACCUGAUGGACUUGCUUCACUUCAUCAUGGUGAUCUCCGCUCCCCAACCUGAACACUUUGGCAUCUUAGUGAUCAUUUCUGUAUUAUUCAUCACCACCGGGCACACGAUGUACUUCAUGUAUGCAUAUAAAGCAAAGAGAAAACACCGCCUGGAUACUUAAACGGGUAGAACAGCUUGCAUAUCCUUGCGUUUUACGCUUACCAGCACUGAAUCCACUUCAAAAUGAAUGCCUCGCUCCUUUUCCGUCUGCAAUCUCCUUGCAACAGUCUGUUUGGGACUGGGCUGGGCUCAGUCACUGUCUGGUGUGCCACAGCAGCAGAGCUCAGGUGCAGUGUUGUCUUCGACUCAUUUGCAUCCGCUGAGAGGUUUGUGUACCUGUCUAUCCUAAAACAACAGACAACCAGACACAAGUCUAAGACUUCAGCAUGUACCUGUGUGAAGUCUGCAGAGGUGUUGCAGCUGUUAGACGCUUUCUUAAGUCUGGCAGCUAGAAGAAGGAAGCGGGGUGUUGGGGAGGGUGGGUGCAUGGCGAGAUUUGUCUGUCACUCACUCAGUAAGGAGCCAGUGUUCCGAAAAGGACUUUAAUGUGAAUGAUGUACAGAAAAACAAGCCGGAAAGUUCCUCUGACAAGUGGCAUUGUUGCUACUGAUCCGUCCAUUGGAAAUAUUCCAGGUUGUCCAAAAAGGAGCACAAAGGGAAAAUGAUGUGGGGACUGUUUUAUGAAACAAUAAAUAUUAAAGGCAGCCUACCCCUAGAAUGGACAAAGUGAAAUGACUUCCCCUGGUUUGUUUCUCUGUGGAUGAAUCAAGCAAACAGUUGCCUUCCUGUUAUGCACGUCAGCCUUGUUUUUGUGCUGCAGCAGUACAAAUCAGCACAUCAUAAAGCGCCAAACUCCAUUAGCACUUACUUAAUCUAGAUUUUUCAUGUAUUUGGAUGAAUUAUCUUCUUCAAAACAUCCUUUCCCUUAUAAAGAGUGGCAUUGUUAGUUUCAUAGAAAUCCAAGAGGAGCUCCGUUUUCUGACAAGGUUGAAACCAACAGUAGUUUUAUAGCAAACGUUGAUCACUAUUGUUGGAGUUAUUUGUUUUAGCCUUUGCUUCAUUCUUCUGUAGUUCGGAUGAACUAAACACUAAGUUACCUCAGCUAAGAAUACAAACAUCUCGGGACUCGAUCUCAACUACUUCAUAUUUUUAUACUUUGUCAAUGUACAGAGAAGAUCCAGGCUGAAGAUUUUGCCAAAGCAAACACAUCAGAUCUCCAUAUAUUUGUAUGUGAAACUGUGAAGCUUCUGUAUUUUUUGUUAUCCUUAUUUUUAUGACUGAUAUUUAUGAUAAUAAAGAU
This is a messenger RNA of Oryzias latipes (Japanese medaka), 4451 nucleotides long. The record is from RefSeq and is a predicted model, not a curated record. Lineage: Eukaryota; Metazoa; Chordata; Actinopteri; Beloniformes; Adrianichthyidae.